Messenger RNA from Alternaria rosae, 1645 nucleotides. RefSeq lists its product as uncharacterized. Bases 135 to 1199 code for a protein of 354 amino acids. The transcript is spliced from 2 exons. The record is from RefSeq and is a predicted model, not a curated record. NCBI's taxonomy places the organism in Eukaryota, Fungi, Ascomycota, Dothideomycetes, Pleosporales, Pleosporaceae.
CGUAGUAGGUACGCGUAGCAUCUGUGGACCAACAACUCGACAGCAUACUAACAGUCAACACAGUAGCAUGUAAGCACUCAAGUACUCCAUCACUUCUGCCUUAUCUUGACGAAGUAGCCUGACACUAGCAUUCGAUGGCUGCAAGAUGGAAUCAUGAACAGCUGUCUGCCAUUCUCAGCUUCACUCGACCAGGUCUUGACCGAGCCUCCAGAGACCCGUUAUUUCCAACUCUAUCCUGCGCCGAUGAGGAGGCCAUCCGCGACAUAGACCCAACAUCAACAAAAGGACGCAUACUGUGCACUUUUCAAGAUAUGCUCACUCAUCGAAUCACUCCCAGAGCAGCAGCAGAUAUACUUGGUUCACUGACUUCAGCCGAAUGCUCUUCGUAUACACCUCGUGACGCGAGCAUACUCUGGGGCGCCAUUUGUCAUUGUGGCGAGACAUGGCCGGAAGCAGAACUGAGGAUAUUAGCCGACUUGGUGGUAGAGCUUGCGAAGUUGUCAUACGCUUUACCAGAGUAUCCGUAUGAUACAGAUGAGCCGGUUCAGGGCACCAGCAGCUUUUUGGACUUACCUGGCUUCGGUCAUGAGCUCAUGGGUCAUUUACAAGGUCCAAAGUGUUAUAGCUUGCAGUUCAUGACCUCUGAAGCUCGCACAGAUGCAACGUUGAGGACAUCUGAAUCGAUGACGGGACGUAUUGUCAGUGGUGAUGUCGUUCUUGCUGUCAGAGACCUUUACAAGAACAUCAACACCUUCGCCGCGCUUCUUACCUGCCACCAUAUUCGAGGUGCGCUGCCACAAAAAAAUGUGGACUUUCGUGGCAUGGCAUGCCAUCCGAUCGUUGGUGCCUUAGAACACGAACUCAGUCUCAAUGAAGUGACGCAACAUCUCGAUGGCUCUGCUACCAUGCCUGACCAAGACUGGGCGGCUUUCAGGUCAUCGCAGCCUAGUAUUGAGCUGCCAGCGGCCACACAAUGGCUGUCACUUCUAGGUCGCGAUCUUUACGACGGGCGGGCGGACUCUGUAGCGCCAGUCGGUCCUUUGUGGAAGGCCCAGGGCGGCGAAGAGAAGAUCACGCUGAAAAGAUGGCAGUUCUGGCAGAACAAAUUACGGUACUUUGCCUCAGUUGAUACCAUUCUAGGCGAUGGGAUCAAAAUGGCAUGCAGACAAGCAGCAGAUCGCAUGGACGUGGCGGCCUGAGCGAGAUAUCGCAGUGCUUAGUACUAAGCCGUGUGAUCCGACAACGCUCUCAGGGAGACGAUCUGUGUAUCGACCACGGGCUGAGCUUAUUAUCUAUGUGCUCGCUAAUCGCGAUGUCCUCGUCCCUGUGCAAUCACGGAACUGGAUUCAGCGUCAGUCUGUUCCUACUCCUUACUAGGAGUUUCGCUCAGCAGACAGUACAACGCACUGGCUCGUAUUCGUCGCAGACCCCCCUCAUCCCAGAGGCAGAGUUCAUGGAGACUUGCAAGAGAGAGAAAGAAGUAGAGAAUCUUGCAAAUGAGUGUACUCGGUUAGAGUUCCUGGAAAAGCAACGCAGAACGCAAAUCCAAGUCCAGGAAACAGAGGCUAAGCGCAGCACCAGCGCAUGCGCGGAGAUUAAAGGCAAAACAGGCCUCCACGUAUCGCAAAGCGAGAACGCCGAUUGA